This is a messenger RNA of Diospyros lotus (date-plum), 1359 nucleotides long. Its product is annotated as methylesterase 10-like. Gene Ontology annotation, molecular function: methyl salicylate esterase activity; methyl indole-3-acetate esterase activity; methyl jasmonate esterase activity. The record is from RefSeq and is a predicted model, not a curated record. NCBI's taxonomy places the organism in Eukaryota, Viridiplantae, Streptophyta, Magnoliopsida, Ericales, Ebenaceae. Gene Ontology annotation, biological process: jasmonic acid metabolic process; salicylic acid metabolic process. The transcript is spliced from 6 exons. The coding region runs from base 180 to 1076 and encodes 298 amino acids.
GGAUCGUGAUUGAUUACAUCAAAUAUCUUUCAGAGAAAUUUCUUCGUAUUUUAUCCAUGCCAUAUAUAUUCAGAGAAAUUCUCUUUCGGGCUUCCUCGAUCGUUUAUCACCGGAAAAUAUCUUCCUCCCGUCAAAGCCGCCGGCUGCUCUAAGAAGAAGAUCAGAGACAAUAUUUAACAAUGAACAGUAGAACGCAUUUUGUGCUGGUUCACGGGCUCUGCCAUGGAGCCUGGUGCUGGUACAAGCUCGUCACUCUACUGCAGGCUGCCGGCUACCGCGUCACCGCCAUGGACCUCGGCGGAUGUGGGAUCGAUCCCCGGCGACUGGACGAGAUCCCCUCCAUGUCCGUCUCCGUGCAGCCCUUGAUGGAGUUGAUGGCCUCGCUGCCGCCGGUUGAGAAGGUGGUUUUAGUUGGGCACAGCUACGGUGGAAUUGCCAUUUCUCUGGCUAUGGAGAGGUUCCCGGAGAAGAUCUCGGCGGCGGUUUUCGUCACCGCCCUCAUGCCCAGCUAUAAAGAGCCUCCUGCGACUCUCUUACAACAAUUGUUCAAGAGGACGACAUGGGUAGAGUCUCUUCUGGACAGCCGACUUGAAUUUGAUGGAGGCCUGGAAAAUCCGCCGACUUCAGCAAUCUUUGGUCCGGAAUACAUGGCUACCUAUCUCUAUCAACACUGCCAACCAGAGGAUCUGGAAUUAGCCAAAAUGUUAGUGAGGCCAGGCGGGUUCUUUGUAGAAGACUUGAGCAAGGAAGGGUUGCUAAGUGAAGGCAGGUUUGGAUUGGUGAAGCGAAUAUACAUAGUGUGCGAAGAAGACGAAGUGAUCCCAGAAGAAUUCCAGCGAUGGACCACCGAGAACAGCCCACCUCAACAAGUGAUGGCCAUUGCAGGAGCGGCCCACAUGGCCAUGCUUUCCAAACCCAAGGAGCUCUGCCUCUGCUUGCAGGAGAUUGCUGCCAUGUCCAAUGUGGUGACAUGGAACUUGAAAAGAAAAUUGGUGAGAAGAUCAAUCAGUUCAUUGAUAGAGUUGAGAAACACCCAAACAAGAAAAAUCAGAUAUGUUUAUCCUUCUAUGAAAUGAAAAACAAACAAGCAACAAUGACAUGGUUCACUAACAAAGUUGAGCGCUCACACUGGGAAUAAUGGUAUAUAAAUUUGAAUGUGGUGCAACAACCGAAAGUGCAUUCUGGGAAGUCUCAUCAUUCAAAACUUGUAGUUGACCCAGGAGAGAGUAGUGCAUUGGAGGAGAGAAGCCAUCGACGGGCAGCACUGGAAGCAUCUCUUCGGGAGGUCUUGUUUCAGAUAAUAAAAUUUGUGAAUGAGAGAAAAGAUCAUGUUCCCCCCAUACCAAAUCUCGAAGGUGU